AUGAACACUUCGGGGCUGGGCCUCACCCAGCUGCUGGACACGGCCUGGGAGCCUCUCCAGCAGGAGGCCAUGAAGAAGUGCAUGGCGCUCGUCUACAAGACCCGUAUCCGCAUCCAGGACUUCUUCAAGGACUUCGACCCCCUCCGCAGUGGCCUGGUGUCGGAGGCGCAGUUCCUGCGGUCCCUCUCCUCGGCGGGGAUCGACCGGCACCUGCCCAUGCACCUCUUCCUGGCGCUUCCAGGCCCGUUCCUGAACGAGGAAGGCAAGGUGUCGUGGUCGGAUUUCUGCGCGCGGGUGAACCUGGUGUUCACGAUGCCCGGCCUGGAGAAGGACCCGCUCGCGGAGGUGCCCCCGGAGCCCGUGGAGCUGCUCGACAAGACGCGCUACCAGAAGUCGUCCAAGGAGCUGACGCCUGAGCAGGAGGCGCUCGUAGAGAAGAGCCUGGAGUACGUCAAGAGCAAGUGUGCGAGGCGGGGGGUGCCCGUCAAGCCGUUCUUCGACGACUUCGCACGCAACAAGAACUCGCCCUGCCUCGUCGGACACGUGACCGCGAAGCAGUUCGAGCAGACCCUGAACGUCGCCCUCGGCCUCGACAUCGACUCGGAGAGCAUCAACGCGCUCGUCGCCAAGUACGCGAACGAGGACAAGCCGGAGAUGAUCAACUACUUUGGGUUCUCGGCGACUGUCGACCCGUCGGAGCUCACAACGGACCCCGACACGCUGUACGUCUAG
Messenger RNA from Pedinophyceae sp. YPF-701, 732 nucleotides. The record is from the annotation of a GenBank genome assembly. NCBI's taxonomy places the organism in Eukaryota, Viridiplantae, Chlorophyta, Pedinophyceae.